AUGCUGCCCUUCACCGUCAUCAAGACGCGCUUCGAGAGCGGCCGUUACAACUACGUGAGCGUGGCGGGCGCUCUCAGGAGCGUGUACGAGACGGAGGGCGUCCGGGCGCUGUUCUCCGGGUUGACCGCCACUUUGCUUCGAGACGCCCCGUUCUCUGGCAUCUACGUGAUGUUCUACAGUCAGGCUAAGAAGACGUUACCUCAAGAGGUCACGGCGGCGCCCUACGCUCCGCUGGCAAACUUUGGCUGCGGGGUCGCCGCGGGCAUCAUGGCGUCUCUGGUCACGCAGCCGGCGGAUGUGGUUAAGACCCACAUUCAAGUCAGCCCCUCCCACUGGAGCACGGCAGACGCAGUUCGCUUUAUAUUUAAGGAAAACGGCGUGGCGGGGUUUUUCCGUGGCGCUGUGCCCAGGUCUCUCCGACGCACGCUGAUGGCCGCCAUGGCGUGGACCGUCUAUGAGCAGCUGAUGGCCCGGAUGGGACUGAAGUCCUGAGAGGAAACGAAAAGAUUUAAAGACACGAUUUCUGUCGAAAGCGAGAACAAACGGAGAGCUGAGGGCUUCAUGGAAAUGCUGCUGCUGCUCUACAAACUGUUAUUUAAGUGUUACCCAAGAGUGAAACCUGUGAAGAUUCACCUACAAACCCUUGGACUGUAGUGAAGCUCCCAUCCCUCUGCUCAGUCGGGGUGUGAGACACUCCUAAAGCUCUGAACUCCAGGAAAGGACUUUGAAAAAGUCCUUAAAAAGCAGAUUUUCUGCUAAUGAAGCGAAACAAACCAGCAGGGAGGAUUCUGCUGGAAAAGGUCAAAGAAAGAAGUUCCACUCCGAACUCCAGACAAUCACACCCGCUCGCACAGAUGCAUCAUGGGAAAAAAAUCUGAGCCACUUGCAACAACUUUGUUUUCUGCCUAUAAAACUUUUUUUUUUAAUCAAUUAAACCAUUUGUACCUUCAGCAGUGAAACGCACACGACCGAGUGAUCGAUUAAGAUUUAGUUCAUUUUUAGAAAAUUGAUGAUUUCAGCAUCUGACUCUUAAUGACCAUUGAAGUUGGUUUGUUUUUUUGUGUCGACACUAACGUCAAAUGAAGAAAAACGUCAGCAGAGCUCAAGAUUCUAAUUAAAUAAACACAACAGCUGCUUUAUCUUUUGUUAGUAUUAAUUUAGUCAAAAACACUGAAUUUGUGCACUUUGGUUUGUGUUUACACUCCAGGAUCUUUAUCUGUGUUUUUGCAUCAUCUGGCCUCAUUGAAGCACCUUGAUAAGUUCAGUCCUUUAACCUAAAGUAAUAUAUCAGAUAUUUACUGAGUUAAAAUGUUCCAAAGAUGUUAAAUUUGUAAAUAAAUGAAAUUCUAAAAGUGUUUUUAAACGUUAGAAUAUUCUGACUCUCCUGAUUCAUAACAGACCGUUAAGAGAACUAAAACUAUAACCCAGAGUCUAAAGAAAAUCAUUUUCUUAGAGAAGAUUUGCUGAAUUUGAUGGUUGAACUUUUCCCUCAUUUUCUGAUUUGUUCCUCUGUGUUAAAAUGUUUCCUCAAACUACGACAGACGUUUUUAGAAAUGAAGUCUCGAGUGGAUUUCUGUUUGAAAAGUUGUUCCCGCGUCACCUGACCUUCAUUCUGUUUGUCAGUCAUGUGACUUGAUAUGCAUAAAACAUCAUAAUUUCACCUGCUGGAAACGAAAUGAUGCUGUGAAACCUGCAGUCCGGUUCCAACAUCUUUAUUUAUUGUCUGAGGAACGGUUUGGACUUCAUAAAACAUCAGAUUUAAACCCUAACGGAGGUUUAGAUUCCAAAAGCCGUGGACUUCUGCUGUGUGACAUUAACUCCAUGUAACUGUGCCAAAACGCUCCUCUGGAUUUCAUCUCUUCUGUUGUGCAUUUAAAGGUCGAUGCGAGUAGAAGUUUUUGCUCUGUGCACGUUCGCCCAGGCGGUGCCUCCGUUCAAUAAACUUCCCUCUUUUCAUAAAA
This is a messenger RNA of Oryzias melastigma (Indian medaka), 1961 nucleotides long. RefSeq names its product mitochondrial glycine transporter B. Gene Ontology annotation, cellular component: mitochondrion. The coding region runs from base 1 to 492 and encodes 163 amino acids. The transcript has 4 exons. NCBI's taxonomy places the organism in Eukaryota, Metazoa, Chordata, Actinopteri, Beloniformes, Adrianichthyidae. Gene Ontology annotation, biological process: glycine import into mitochondrion. Gene Ontology annotation, molecular function: glycine transmembrane transporter activity. The record is from RefSeq and is a predicted model, not a curated record.